AUGUUCGAGUGCAACAUCUGCUUCGAGACUGCGUCCGAGCCUGUCGUAACACGCUGCGGCCAUCUGUUCUGCUGGAAGUGCCUGCAUCUGUGGCUGUCGGCACCCAGGAGGUCUACCUUCGGAAGCCUGCAGCCCAGCGACGGCCGCAGCAGCUGUCCUGUCUGCAAGGCGGCUGUGUCGGCACAGACGGUCAUUCCAGUCUAUGCACGCGACGGCAGCAGUACGGAUCAGCAGCGCGCCGAGAACGUCCCUCCACGCCCUGCAGGCGAGUGGCAGGAGCCGGAGCCCCCUGAGGCUCAGGCCUUUACCUAUGGUGGCACCGCCUCGCGCUACAGGCCCUGA
This is a messenger RNA of Symbiodinium natans, 342 nucleotides long. NCBI's taxonomy places the organism in Eukaryota, Dinophyceae, Suessiales, Symbiodiniaceae. The record is from the annotation of a GenBank genome assembly.